Molecule: messenger RNA, 8954 nt
Organism: Motacilla alba alba
Lineage: Eukaryota; Metazoa; Chordata; Aves; Passeriformes; Motacillidae
Gene: CAMK1D
Product: calcium/calmodulin dependent protein kinase ID
Exons: 11
Coding region: 267-1448 (393 amino acids)
Biological process (GO): peptidyl-serine phosphorylation
Cellular component (GO): intracellular anatomical structure
Molecular function (GO): calmodulin binding; ATP binding; calcium/calmodulin-dependent protein kinase activity
Source: RefSeq, a predicted model, not a curated record
GGAAGAGAAAGUUGGGAGGAAAUAGCCCAGGAAAAGUGACACUCGCGGAGCCCGCCGGAGCGCGGAGGAAAUAAAAGCGGCGGCGGGCAGGAAGUGUGAGGAGGAGGAGGAGGAAGGGGAGAAGAAGGAGGCGGAGGAGGAGGAAAAAGAAGAAGAAGAAGAAACAGCAGCAGCCGCUGCCGCCGCGGCAGAAAAGAAAGCAAAAGCCGCCCGAGGGCUCGGAGCCGGCGGCGCGGCAUCCGCGGGGCUGCGCGGCAUCCGCGGCCAUGGCCCGGGAGAACGGGGACGGCGGCGGCUCCUGGAAGAAGCAGGCGGAGGACAUCAAGAAGAUCUUCGAGUUCAAGGAGACGCUGGGGACGGGUGCAUUCUCCGAAGUUGUUUUGGCUGAAGAGAGGGCGAGUGGGAAACUCUUUGCAGUCAAAUGCAUUCCCAAGAAGGCACUGAAGGGAAAGGAAAGCAGCAUAGAGAAUGAAAUUGCAGUGCUGAGAAAGAUCAAGCAUGAAAAUAUAGUUGCUCUGGAAGACAUCUAUGAGAGUCCGAACCAUUUAUAUUUGGUCAUGCAGUUAGUGUCUGGGGGAGAGCUCUUUGACCGCAUUGUGGAGAAGGGCUUCUACACGGAGAAGGACGCCAGCACGCUGAUCCGGCAGGUCCUGGAUGCUGUGUACUACCUGCACCGCAUGGGCAUCGUGCACAGGGACCUCAAGCCCGAGAACCUGCUUUACUACAGCCAGGAUGAGGAGUCAAAAAUCAUGAUCAGUGACUUUGGAUUGUCAAAGAUGGAGGGUAAAGGAGAUGUGAUGUCCACAGCCUGUGGCACUCCUGGCUAUGUUGCUCCUGAAGUGCUGGCCCAGAAGCCCUACAGCAAAGCCGUGGACUGCUGGUCCAUCGGGGUCAUCGCCUACAUCCUGCUCUGUGGAUAUCCCCCUUUCUAUGAUGAAAACGACUCCAAACUCUUUGAGCAGAUCCUUAAGGCAGAGUAUGAGUUUGACUCUCCAUACUGGGAUGACAUCUCCGAGUCUGCUAAAGACUUCAUUCGGAAUUUGAUGGAGAAGGACCCUAAUAAAAGAUACACCUGUGAGCAAGCAGCACGGCACCCUUGGAUCGCUGGAGAUACAGCGCUCAACAAAAACAUCCACGAGUCGGUCAGCGCUCAGAUCCGGAAGAACUUUGCAAAAAGCAAAUGGAGACAAGCGUUCAAUGCCACGGCAGUGGUGCGGCACAUGCGGCGGCUACACCUGGGCAGCAGCCUGGACAGCGCCAGCGCCAGCGUGUCCAGCACCCUCAGCCUCGCCACGCCGCUCCCCGACACGGCCACGCGGAAAGAUUGUAUGUCUCCAUCCACUCUCUGUAGUUUUGUUUCAUCUGCUUCUUCAGGCGUUUCUGCGGUAGGAGGGGACCGGAGACCCAGAGCCACCACAGUGACCACGGUGCACACGGGCAGCAAGUGAGCGCCGGGGCGGCAGCAGCGGGCGGGGCUGGCAGGCGGCCCCAGAGCCCACCCUGCUCGGCCAAGGACUAGAAGAAAGAAGAUUUUUUUAUGGCCAUAUUUUAUACUGCAAUUCUGAAAUGUUUCAUUUAUCACAAACUGCAAUGACUCCAGGAGGAACGGAAUCUAACAGUCUCUGGUGCUGUACAUAUAUAUACAUAUAUAUACAUAUAUAUAUAAAUAUAUAUAUGUAUGUGAGUCUAGCAAUGUUCUAACUAAUGAACACUCAUUCUUUCCCCCAGUGAUUUACUCUUUUCUCAGUGUAGGUAACAGUAUAUGUUGUAUUUUUUUUCAAUUAACUACAAACAUCUCAACUGGAUUAUUUAAAUAGAAAUACUUUCCUGAGCAUAUUUUUUUCUUUUAAAAAUUACUUCAAGUAAUGUCCCUCUUCCAGUUUGCUGGGGGAUAGGCUAUUUCUGUAGGUAGGAAUUGGCAUUAACUUUGCAACAUGGGAGGAUUUCAAUGGCAUGCCAUUUCUUGCUCCUCAAAUAGGACUGCAAAUCUGUCUGGCUUUAGCAGAGCUGUUACUGCUCAGAUUAACAAACGGCUGUUUUCCCCCACAUCCUCCUCCUUGAAAGCCAUGGGGAGAAUUAAAUUGCCGCCAGCUGGGAGUCAGCUCAUCCUUGGCCUCAUUCCUGUGGUGCUGGGGAUCAGAGGAGAGGCAGGUACACGGAGCCAGGCAGGAGCUGACCAGAGCUGUGCAAGGGAAAUGACAGAGCACGGUCUCACCCUGCAGCUCCCAUCGCUGUGUAUUGUGAGCAGAGGGAGAGAAAAGGAAGGUACGGGGGUGGGAAUAAUCAUCCCCUGCCACUGAUUUGCUGUGCUGCCCUCAAGCAAGACAUUUAAUUCACCAGCCUCUCUGCAGUGUGGCCUCUGGCAUGGGGUGCAUCCAGCCCAAGGGCUCCUUGGGGCUUUGCCAGGCAUUGCUGAUGCUCAGCGCCUCCCAGAGCAGCCAAAAGUGGGGAGAGGAGAGGAGGGGUGCUUGAAGCCCUCUGUAAAGCACUGGCAGGUUCUUAGGUGCAAAGUGCAGGAUCUGGUGUAGUGUAGCUCCAUCAUGAUCAGGAUGACACAGAGUGCUGAGCUGGGGAAGAAGGACCUCGCUGAAAGGCGCAGGCACAGCUGGCAGCAGUGGUGCCACUGGCUCUCCCUCCUCCCCAGGAGCUCAUAUACGAAAGCAAGCCCAAUCUACCCAUUUUUAAUUACUGAGUGCAUGCACUUCCCAGGCUCUUUGUGCUGGUGCAUCUUUCAGGAACAGCCUCCACAACUGCUGUGCUGCUGUGCAUCAAAGCAGCUUGAAACAGAGGGGAGCAAAUUUGCCCAAUUUGCUAAAGGACUCCAGGUUACCUCAAUGAAAUUCCCAUCUGAUUUUGCUUUGAGGAGGUGAGAGGGGAGGCAGGUGGCAGAGGCAGAUGCCCUUCACUGGGCACUCUGAGCCCCUCACAUCCCAGACAGGUCUAUCCCUGCCAGAGGCACAAUUCCCUGCAGCGUGCUCUGUCACCACACUUGCCUCACUUAUCCUGCACAGGAAAUUGUGAAAGCCAGUCACAGACGGAGCUGAAUGUGUCAGGCAAUAGUGCUUGUGCUGGGAAAAGCCAUAAGAGAGGUUUUUUUCAUUGAGACUUCUGUGUCCUGCUCCAGCUUUGGUUGGUUGCCUUCACACGGCAGAGCCAGAAUUUCAUCCAUUAUACUAAAAAAAUACCUUGGGGGAAAAAAAUGCUGGAAAAUAGGUGGCAGUGAGCACUGACUGUUUGAAAUAGCCACUCCUUUGGUGGCACUUGGAGCUGUUGCACCAAUUUUCUCUAGUUUCCCCUGUGUUAAGUUGCUCCCUGUUUUCGGAGGGCUGUGGCACACCUGAGCGAGCCCCAGGGGCACCCUGUGCACCCCACCGUGCUGCAGCUGGCAUGGGAGCUCACACAGGAAAGGCUGCAACUUCAAUUUCUCAAUUUGGGAAAGAGAGCAGAUACUGAACUGUUGGGGGCUUAUAGCAAGACUCCACAUAAUUUCCACAGUGAAGACUUCUGACCAGGAUUUGGGCAGACUGAAGGUCAGGGGAUCUCCUUGCUGCAAGUCACACUCCUGUCCCCAUACCAUGGCCACUGCCACCACACACUUUUUAUUAUCAUUUACAUCUGAGCUCUUUAUGUCUUGCUGCAAAAGCAUGGAAACACAAGUAGAAUACAAUUUAAACUCAGUCUAAGGCCACUUUAUUUUACCAGCCUGAGUAAGGAAGUUUUCGUUUUGAGAGACUCCAACCCCAAGAAAUUCAAGGUAUUUUGAACCUCCAUGACUUCAUAAGCAAGGCUGGCCCUAUUCUGCUCCAGUUGCAGGCCAUAAAUAGACAGUCUCCCAGUCUGGCAUCAGUGGAGUUCCCCACAUUUACACACAUGCAACCAAAAGCAGGAUUUAGUUAGGGAAUUGUUUUGUCUCUGUAGAGCAGUUUUAAAGGUUAGGGCUCAAAUGUUCCCUCUGUGCCUCCUCUUCUGAAACCUGAGGUCUGGUUUGAACUCGACCUCAGCAGUUGCUGUGGCCACUGAUCAAAAUACAGCAUCCAAAUGAAUCUUGCAGAAAAAAGAAAAGCAAGUGGAUUUCCAUGUCCAAAACAAAGAGCAGUGACAGGAGCAAAGGCAGACAUGCUGUCCUGCAGACUGGGGGGUUCCCAUCCCUGGCUGCCCCUCCUUGCUGGGUGCUUUCUGUGGGUUUUUUUUGUUGGGAGGGGUCUUCUUUCCUUCCAUUGUUGGAAUUAGUGUGAUUUGGUUUUGUUUCUGCAAGUAAUAUUCUGCCUUGGUUGUGUAAUUUAUCAUCACUCUCUUGGCUUGCUAUCAACUGCUGGGAUCAUAAGAUAAGAAACAGAAGCACUUAUGAGCAAAAUUGUUUCUUUCUGCUACACUUUUGGUGGUGGGGAGCUCUUCUUUGGAAUCAGUGAAACACAGCUGGAGACCUGACCCAGGUUCACCAAAUGCUUAGAGAUCUCUCCUGAAGCAUCACGUGGUUAAAAUUUCUCAGUCUAAGUCUGGGUAAAUCUGUUACCUGGGGGACUUGGCAGCACCCAGCCCACAUCUGUGGGGGUGGGCUGGAGACAUUUGCCCCUUGGCAGCACAGCCUGAUAGGGCAAACACUCCAGCCUUGCUUAUCAGGGAUGUUCCAGUGCUUUUGCAUGUCCUUCCCCUGUCCCAGCCUGCUUCUGCUCAGCCACUCUCACAGGAGAAUGCAAAGGUAGAGAAAAUAAUGUAGGGAAAGGGGAAAGGCUAAAUAGCCCCACAGUAGAAGCUUCAAAACAAAUCCCCAGCUGGCCUUGCCAUGAAGGACUAGGUAGAAAAGUCACUCUGGGCUCUUUUCCAAUGAACUGUCCUGCUAAACAAUCUGUGAUUUGCUGCUUGCAUGAGGACUUCAGCCUGGACUCUGUUACCCUUUUCUGCUUUACUUUAUUGGUACCAAUGGGUUUUUCCUUUGUAACUUGUUUUCCUCAGCUCCUUCCCCUUCUUUUUCUUUGCUUGCAGCUUUGAUUGUUGAUUUUUACCUCCAGAGUCACAGAGGCCAUCUCUGAUGCCAACAGCAGUGCUCUUGCUGGGAAAACAAAACAAACAAACAAAAAAAAUCCAGAAAAGCUCCAGCUGGCCCCUUAGCCUGCAGAAGAAGUUGUGAGGACAGGCUGCCCGUGAACUCUGCGAGCUGAAAGUCAGUAUUGCAGUGGCAAGGGCUUCUGCUGAUGAUUUUGCAUGUGACUUCAUUCCCAGUGCGUCCUAACUCUCUGCUGGAUCACCCCCUCUGCAGCACACAAUGGAUACUGGCCCCGCGACACGGCUGGUGGGGAAGUAGGAGUGUGGGGAAAACCUGGCAGUGUUGCUUUCCUGAGACUGUGUCACUCACUCUGCUGCUGCUGCUGUCACCUCUGUCCUGGUUGCUGUUGUACAGGUGCCGUUAGAGUAGUGGGUACAAAAAAAAAAAAAAAGAAAAAAAAAAAAGAGUAGGAUUUUACCUAUGCCCUGUGUGUGUGUGUGUGUUAUGGUUGUGGUGCUGAAAUAAAACCAAGAAAUUUGGUUCAUUCCUGACAUGAAUCAAACCACAAAAAGGGGUGUGAUCCCACUGGUAGACAUCUCCAUUUAGUUCUGCUGUAGGCAAUGAAUAGGGGUUUCUGCUGUGCAUGUGUCCUGCAUACCUCCAUGGCUAUUGACAGUAUUUUUUAAAAUUAUCAGUUAUUUUGGGUCCCUGCCUGGUUCUGAUGAAAUUAAGGUCUUGUCCUAAGAUUUUUUUCUGUCCCAGGGCCAGCAUAACCCCUGAUCUCAGGCUUUUCUCCCCAAACCCUCUGCAAACCAGAACAUGGGCCUCCAGGGUGCCCAUGAAAUGCAGUUGCAGCUGGCCCCAAGGUUGUCCCCUUCCUAUUUUUAGGGAAGCAAACCUCCAGAGAAAGCCAGAUAGCUUUCAGCCAUUGGCAAGCAGAGAGAAUAUUGCCCUUUGAUGUGAACUUGGCAUUAACAAGAUCAGCUCUAGGGAAACCUGUGCUAUUACUUCCUCCUGUGAUAACAGCUCCAGCCCUGAGCAGCACUGAAUGAGCACCAGAUAAAAACACCAGACUGACUUUGCCAGCAAGAUCAUGCAGGCUCUGGCCUGUUCCUUUUGCUCUUUCCAAAGAAUCAGGGGAUUCAUCUACUGGCAAAAUAAGUUUCUAGGCUGAGCCCCAAGGUACAGAAGUAGCUUCCAUUCAGCAUAUGGAAAUUCUCAUUUGAUGCAAUUAUUGCUGUUCUUGCUGCCAUGAAUAUUUACCUGUCUGAAUUGGGGGGUGAAUGCAUCCCAAAAAUUAUUAAUGGGAAGGAAGUUUUGCCUUCCUUAUUGUGCUUGUUUGCUCCAGAAACUCCAACACUCAUUCAAGCAAAAAGCAGAAACACACAUGGAGACUAUGGGAUCAAAGGAAAACAGCAUCAAGACCAAGAGUGGAGGAUUAGUUGGCAAAUAACUGUCAGCAAUGGCUGAGUGAGGGAACAGCAACCUGCUCACAAACACUGCAUGAACUCUUAUUUCCCCUGGUAAGCCAGUCAUCCCAUAUUUCACACCCAGCAGCAAGUUUUACCCAAUCCCUUUUGUUUUCCCUCACAUCCCUGCAGCAGGGUCCUGCCUCCCCAGCCUGUCUGUGGGGUGCUCUGCUCUCUGUGACACACGUGUGUUUUUGUGUGUGCACAUUGUGGCCCCAGGGAUCACAGAUCCCUUCAGUGGGUCAUCAGGAGCUGGUCCAGGUUUUUUGGUCUGACUUUGCGUGGUUGGGUCAAAGCUGUGUAAAUAGUGUCUGUAGCAGAGGAUGGAGGCUCUUUAGCCUGGACUCUGGAUUUCAAGACCCCCUUCCCCACCACAAAUAGUGCCACUUAUCUGUCCAGGUAGCUUUUUUUUUCCCCUCCUCUUCAUAAAUGCUAAGGUCAGUCGAAUGGCUCUUACAGUUUUUCAUCCUCCAGAGUGGAAUCAGGGCAUGUGUGCUCGCAAGCGUUGUGAAAAAAACACUGCUGAACUAAUGAUGGCAUCAACUGUCCAAUAAAUGCAUGAUACUGCACUGCAUGUAUUAAACUGCUCUUCACUGUUUCUGUACUUCCUGAGCCUUUUCUUUAUCCACGUUCAACCCCACCUUCUCUCUGAGGGAGUUACUUCCAUGUAUUGCUUUUAAAUGACUCAAUGUAUCUGUAACUCGAAAUCCAUUGUUAAGUUUAAGUAAAUGCAAAAGCUGAUGUUUUGUAAACAAGAUAUACUGCAAAGCCUGGUAAUGUAUUUUGUCUUUCUGUUGAGUGCUGUGCAGCAUGUACAGGAAGAGUCACCAUCCAGAGCAGCUUAAAAUUAGGCAGCAGUCACAUACACAGAUGUCGAAGCAGGGAGCUGGGGAGGUGAGAAUCCCUUUUUUAAUACAGCACUUACAAAUUUGAUCUGCAUAAAAAAUUCCUUCCCUGGGUCACUAACUCUCAGAGCUGCCAAGAAACAUGUUGGUGUGUCUCUUUGUUUUUUUCUUUUUUCCUUUUGGUUAGUUUUUCCUAGUGAAAAUUCAGAUUGGUUCACUCAAUUCUUAGCAUUUUCCUCUUCCUGCAAGAUAGUUCUUUCUCACCUGUUGCAGAAUGAACUGCAUUUUGGGGACCAAGAUGCUGUGAUUCUUUGCCUGCACAAAAUAGGGCAGAGAGCUGAGCUAAACCAUCUCAUCCUUUCCAAAGCAUCACCACCUAACUACUACCACUUUAUCCCUGAACCUCCAAGGAAUACCAUUUAUCCAUGGAAGACUUUGGUGUGGUAUCUUUCCUUCCUCCACAUGGAAACCAUGCCCUUGCCUUCUCUUCCCUUAGUCAUUGACCCAUUUUCAUCUGUGCUGGUCUUUCCAUGGCAGGGUACAGGGUUGCUCCAGCCCAAACCUCUUGCGGGCAUCACCAGGGCUUUGGUCCCAGCUCCUGAGUGGCUGCUGUGUGGAAAAUCCCUGAGUUCCCAUCACUCAAAGCAGAGUCAUCUGAAAGGACUGGGAAUUACUCUGCGUUCCUGGCAGGGGCAUGCCAAACAGCAGGCCUGGGGAGCAAGCACCAUGCUGGUGGCAUAGUCCUUGGAAAUUAUUCUCCAUGAUGGCCAAAAACACUGAGAAGUCUUGAGCCUCCCUUCAAGGCUGGUGCUCAGCCAGGGCUGUGCCAUUGCCAAAUCACUGUGUGGCAGCACAACAAACCCUCAAUUACAGUUGUAAACCAGCCUGAGUUCAGAUGGCCGUGCUCAGCACCUGGUGUGAGGCUCCAUGAGGAGGUUUGCUGUUUGCUGUGGUUCCUGGUGGGUGGGAGCUCCCAGGGGGUUGCUCAGAGCAGCUCUGAGCUUUUCCAUCUCUCGUCUUGCAUCCCCUGAGCCUCACACAUGGCAUCACACAUGCUGAGUCUUAUUAGAUCAAGCAUGACCCCCAAAGUGAAGAGUGUGGAAGGUUGCGGCUCCGUUGAUGCGACUCAUGUUUUGGUCAACACAACAUCAGUGACCUGGUGUACAUUGACCUCUAGUUGAGAAACAAUAUUUUGGCCCUUUUGGGCCUUUUUUAGAUGGAUAUUGUAUUUGAGCCAGAAAACAGUGGGAAAAAAGAGCCUAGUCUGCCCAGAAUAGUGACUCCCCAAAUAUCCCCAACUGCAAAACAUCCCUCAGUUGACUUCUAAUGAAAAUGCAAGCAUGUUUUCUACAAAGGCUUUAAUCUUAAUCAAGGAAUGUCAGUGUGCCUAAUAUUGCAGGUCUUGUGAUUGAUAACAAGUUCAUAACAGCAUCCAUGUCCAAAAAGAAGGGAGAAUGUGUAUUUACUCCAUGCAUGUAUUAAGGCAUUGCAAAAGUUUUAUCUGUAAUGAGUUUGCAGUUCUGCAAAUUGUUAACGGGGCUACAUCGCAAGUGGUUCUCUGCCUUGACAAUCAUGUAUACAUAUCGAGAUUUCUAUCAUAAUGACAAUUUAAAGGGAUGACUAAUUGUUUUCCUCCAAUAAAUCCAAUUAAAUCAG